AUGGCAAAUAUAGCAGCCAAACGUAUUAAAAGGGAAUUUAAGGAAGUAAUGAAAAGCGAAGAGGUAGCAGGUGGGGCAAUUAAACUAGAGUUGGUCAAUGAUAGCUGGACAGAACUUAAGGGACAAAUUGCUGGUCCACCUGAUACACCAUACGAAGGUGGAACAUUUCUUCUAGAGAUAAAAGUCCCAGAAACAUAUCCUUUUAAUCCACCUAAGAUUCGGUUUAUGACCAAGAUAUGGCAUCCAAACGUGUCGUCGGUGACCGGGGCAAUAUGUUUAGAUAUCUUGAAAGAUCAAUGGGCUGCUGCAUUGACCCUACGUACGGUCCUUCUUUCGAUACAGGCACUGCUCUCCGCAGCCGAACCUAAUGAUCCACAGGAUGCGGUCGUCGCUAAGCAGUAUAGAGAAAGCCCUCAACUUUUCAAUUUGACAGCAAAACAUUGGACAAAUGUGUACGCUGGUGGACCAAGCUCAAUAUUUGACUUCAAUCAGAAGGUGCAACUGUUGAUAGAUAUGGGUAUUGAUGAACACCAAGCGAGGGUAGCUUUGUCAACAUAUGAUUGGGAAUUGGAACGAGCUACCGAGCAGCUAUUUAGUUAG
Messenger RNA from Parnassius mnemosyne (clouded apollo), 600 nucleotides. NCBI's taxonomy places the organism in Eukaryota, Metazoa, Arthropoda, Insecta, Lepidoptera, Papilionidae. The record is from the annotation of a GenBank genome assembly.